UGUUUGCUCAUUAGUUGGUGUAGGAACAAUGUCACUCUGCACUGUCAUUGCAUGCGAUUGUUUGAAUACUUAUUUUCAAAAAUAUUGCUUGUUUCAUAUUUCAGCCCAGAAAGGUUACUCUUAUAACCAACACCACACAUAAGAGUUCAGAAGUCUCCAAGAAAACACUAAUGAAGCGAAACCGCGAGGUUGAAGAUCUUGCCCGUCAAGUCAAUAAUGAUGAUGGUAAACAAAAUAUAAUCAAUCAGCUUCGGAAUGCUUCAUCUGAACAUCUGAUUGCAGCUGGUAUAGAGAGUUCUCAAAUGACGGUUGAUAAGGCCCUUGCCUUGAUAACAGACUGUAAUGUCACAUGGGAACAGCUGAGAAAAAUAAAACGCUAUUCAGCUUGUCGUGGUAUCCCAUCAGAAAGAAAGAUUCGGCAGAGACAAAGAGAACUAAUUGAUGGCAAAUUUGUAGCCACGACUAUGCAGUUAAUGCAACGCUCAUCGAGGUAUGACGAAUUCCGUCUUGUACAGUGUGCUGUGGUGUGGAUGACAGACGUUCACAGAACUGUCACCUGUCACUUAGAACAACAUUUAAUGUAA
This is a messenger RNA of Anneissia japonica, 584 nucleotides long. RefSeq lists its product as uncharacterized. The record is from RefSeq and is a predicted model, not a curated record. The coding region runs from base 171 to 584 and encodes 137 amino acids. NCBI's taxonomy places the organism in Eukaryota, Metazoa, Echinodermata, Crinoidea, Comatulida, Comatulidae. The transcript is spliced from 2 exons.